Messenger RNA from Hordeum vulgare subsp. vulgare (domesticated barley), 912 nucleotides. RefSeq names its product cytochrome c oxidase assembly protein COX19-like. The transcript is spliced from 5 exons. The record is from RefSeq and is a predicted model, not a curated record. Lineage: Eukaryota; Viridiplantae; Streptophyta; Magnoliopsida; Poales; Poaceae. The coding region runs from base 334 to 654 and encodes 106 amino acids.
GCCGGCGCGCCGCCAUCCUCCUCCCACCCCGCUCCGGCCAGGCGGGCGGGCGGCGGCGGCGGCCUCUCCUCUCUCUGCCCCCCAUCCCGCGCUGCUCCGACGUGCAGGGAGCUACGCUGGUCAUCCACUCUGCCGCCGCUCCUUCCACCCCGGCCCGGCGCCACCUUCCUCCCUCCCUCGCUGGCCUGGCCGGAUCCACCACCAGCCUGCUCUGCUCCCCCGCCGUCCCUCGCACCGGCGUAUACAAAUCUGAGGAGGGCCGCGCCUUCGCCACCAUUCGUUCGGGCAUCACGACCGCCGGCACAGGGAUCUGAGUCCUGAAGUUCUUGAAAAAUGAGUGCAGGUGGCGCGUUCGGUGGAAACAGGGGGGCGAGGCCUGUACCUCCUGAAAAAGGUGUAUUCCCUCUCGACCACUUGCACGAGUGCGACCUGGAGAAGAAGGAAUAUCUUGCCUGCCUGAAAUCGACGGGAGCUCAGUCUGAAAAAUGUCGGAUGUUCUCGAAGAAGUACUUGGAAUGUAGGAUGGAGAGGAACCUGAUGGCAAAGCAAGAUAUGGCAGAGCUUGGGUUCGGUAAUGCAGACGCCGUGGUUACGUCUUCUGAGAAGGACAGCAAACUGGAGAGUCCAGCGAGUGAUUCGGAAGAGAAGAAAUAGCUGUUUAACAUGCAAGCCAGCAAAAGGAUACUAGAGCAUAACCUGUUUAAUUCGGCAAGUUCUACACUCGGGCUAGAUUUAACGUGGAAUACCUCGUAUAUUCUUUUACUAGUUUCUCUGAUAAAUUAAGCCGUGUACCACAGGUGGAGAAAGUAUCAGUUUACAUAUGCUCUUUUUAAUGCUUUCAUAGGAUUUUUUUUUGUCCUUUGGAUCAGCUGGACGGUACUAAAUUUUUUCUAAGAAUUGUCUGUUUUUCUA